AUGUCGUCUCAAGAAACGGAUGCCCGUGCACAACUUCACAUCGCCAUCGUUGGCGCAGGCAUCACCGGUAUCAACCUCGCCUUAGGGCUCCAGGCGCGAAAUGUCUCAUUCACCAUCUACGAGCGUUCACCAGCGAUACGCGAGAUCGGCGCCGGAAUUGGAUUUAGUCCCAACGCCGAGCGGGCCAUGGGCCUGGUCAACCCAGAGGUCCUUACCGCCUUCCGCCGCGUGGCCAACCCCAAUGGCGAAGAUUUCUUCCAGUGGGUAGACGGUUAUGAAACUAACGAGCUCAUCUUCAAGUUGUAUGUCGGCAGGAAUGGGUUUCAGGGCGGCCUGCGUAGCACGUUUCUGGAGGAAUGGGCCAAGUUGAUUCCAGCGGCUGCAUGUCAGUUCAGCAAACACCUCGAUGCCAUCACUGAGGAGGAUGGCAGCCCUCAUAGGUUCCGGUUGCAUUUCAAAGACGGCACAACCGCCACCGCCGACGCGGUCAUUGGGUGUGACGGGAUACGCUCACGCGUCCGCCAGCUGCUACUCGCGGACGUUUCGUCAUCCGCUGACCACUUUCAACUUCCCGCAGCUGCACACCCCUCGUACACCCGUGGGUUCUGUUUCCGCACGUUAGCUCCUAUGGAGCGCGCCAUUGCCACCAUCGGCGCAACCAAGGCGUUGACCCGUUUCAUGUACAACGGCCACGAUGCUCAUCUGAUCACCUACCCGGUCGCUAACAACACACUCUUGAACAUCCUCGCCGUUAUUGAGGACGCGAACCCGGUCUGGCCGUAUCAACAUUCACAAGGUAGACAUACAGCGCCUGGAAGGAAAGAGGAGGCUGUCGAUGCGUUCGCCAAGUGGUCUGACACGGCCAGGGGCAUCGUUAGCUUGUUUCCGGAGGAGAGAAUGGACAAGUGGGGGAUUUUCGACAUGGCCGAGCACCCGGCGCCGCAGUACCAUCGUGGAGGCGUAUGUGUAGCUGGAGAUGCUGCACAUGCAACGGGACCGCAUCUAGGAGCGGGUGGUGGUAUGGGGAUUGAGGAUGCGUUGGUGUUGGCAGCGUUGUUGGAAGGGGUCCAUAAGAGAGUUGGGCAAAAUGGUGGUGGUGGUAGAAAAGCGGCCUUGGUGGAAAGGGCGCUGGAAGUGUACAAUGAGGUUAGGUAUGAGCGGACGCAGGAUGUUGUGCAGUCGACACGGAAGGCGUGUGAUUUAUUUCACUGGAAGGAUCCGGAGGUUAGGAGAAGUCCGGAGAAGUUUGGGAAGGACAUCACAGCGCGGUUUGAUAAGGUGUGGAACUAUGACCUGGAGGGGAUGGUAGAGGGGGCAUUGGCGAAGCUGGACGAGGGUGAGAAGAUGAGGCUCUGA
Molecule: messenger RNA, 1356 nt
Organism: Dichotomopilus funicola
Lineage: Eukaryota; Fungi; Ascomycota; Sordariomycetes; Sordariales; Chaetomiaceae
Product: salicylate hydroxylase
Exons: 1
Coding region: 1-1356 (451 amino acids)
Biological process (GO): secondary metabolite biosynthetic process
Molecular function (GO): FAD binding
Source: RefSeq, a predicted model, not a curated record